Molecule: messenger RNA, 3506 nt
Organism: Parathielavia appendiculata
Lineage: Eukaryota; Fungi; Ascomycota; Sordariomycetes; Sordariales; Chaetomiaceae
Product: glycosyltransferase family 4 protein
Exons: 7
Coding region: 431-3031 (866 amino acids)
Molecular function (GO): glycosyltransferase activity
Source: RefSeq, a predicted model, not a curated record
UCUGUCUUAGGGUCAAUAGUUCCAGAUAUGCCCCUCCUUUCCAAACCUAUCACAUCCGCCGGGGUCCCUGCUGUCGGAAUGAGUCCGGACCACAGUUUGUGCAUUUUGGUUUGAUGGUUGGACACACACCGACUUUGUUGCCCGCAUGCCAUGCGAGAUAGACAGGGCAGCAGCGGCGACGAGCCGUGGACGUGGCAUUCGUCGUCCAAUACCUCUCGAACCCGCUGUCGGCAUGCAGCAUGACAAGAUGUCGGGUCCCUCUCCUUGAACCACGGCUUGCUUUGUACGCUGCAGGUGAAUGAGGACAUACCGGUAUCACAGCGCGGGGGGACACGGUGUGUGCUACCUGGAGUGCCACCAGAAAGGGGCGAAUGUGCAAUACCUACCCGUCAAUGUAACACGGAGAAAGCGGAAAUUGCCAAGUCUCGUCAUGACCGACCGGUCGGAAGACGGUGCUCACAGCCCCGGGCAGCACGGGCAGGAGCAGCCCAAGGGAGGUCACGGAGAUGCUACCCCACCUCCCCAGCUGCAGGCCGCCCAAGGCGAGCUGCGUCACCGCCCUGAAGCAGACCAAUGCCACCCCCCAAGCAGCCAUUCUGAACUUUUAGAUGCAGGCCCCGUGGCAUCCCAACCGCGGCAGCUUCCCGGAACGCAAGCUUCCUCGUCAGAACCACCACUUCACCCCACUCCCACAGACCCACCCGCGGCUUCUACAUCUACGGCGCCAACGGCGGGAGCUAUAAGCGCAGCUUCCUCCAUCGCCGGGCGUACUCCAACUCUACAGAUUAUCGAUCGCGGUCCCGUUCGGUCACUUGCCAGUCCCGAACCAUCAUCAGCACCUAGCAUCGGUGUCGCGACUCCCAUAGACCACCCACAUCAACUCCAUCCAAAGAGCAUUCGUCCCUUUGUUCAAGCAGUCAUGGCUUUCGAGAAGGGCCGCAAGUUUUCAACGGGCACUUCGGUGCACCGCAAGCGGCAGAUGAGCACCGUGACCGAGAAGGAGGGUCAGUUCGGUCCCCAUCUGACGACGCUCUAUUUGGGCAUUUCGGCUGUCUUCUCCGAUGACCACACGGCUGUUGUGGCCUUGGCCAUCCACGAUACUGUCUACCUGGUGGACUACUCAGUCAAGCACAUCAUACUGGACGACGCCAUGAAGAUGGGCGCCGACCUGAUCGCGGACUACGUUAUCUCUGAGGUCGAGAAGUACGAGCACGAAAAUUUCUCCAAGUUUAUCGGCGCUGGGCUUCCCACGACGCUCAAGUACAUGAGUCCCACUCUGUGCUCCCGCCUUUGGCUCGAGCUGGACAUUGUGCCGAUUGUCAUGCGCCCUGAUGACGAGCACAAGGAGAAGUCUUUCUGGGAUGUUAAGCGCGUCGAUGAGCAGGCCGAUUCAAUGGCACGGAAGUGCAUCAUGAACUUUGGUCCUUCGCUCGUCCCUCUUCUCCAGGUCGGCUGGCGAGGCGUCGUUCAGACGGAUGCUGGCUUCCGUGCCCACUUGACCACGGUCCAGAACCAUAAGGACACCUGCGGCAGUGCCACCUGGGAGACCAUGUUGACCUAUGCCAAGAAGCUCAGGGGCAACAAGACAAAGAUCGCCUUUUUCAGCUCGACCCCUCAGGGUGGUGGUGUUGCUCUGAUGCGCCAUGCAUUGGUGCGUUUUGCUCGGUUGAUGGGCGUCGACUUGACUUGGUAUGUGCCCAAGCCUCGGCCUGGCGUGUUCCGUAUCACCAAGAACAUCCACAACAUUCUUCAAGGCGUCAGCCAUCCGGACCAACGCAUCUCGGCCGAGGAGAAGCAGGCCAUCAUCGACUGGAUCACUGACAACGCGAACCGUUACUGGUUUUCCGAGGGCGGGCCGCUGCGCACCCCCGAGGAAGGUGGUGCUGAUGUUGUCAUUAUUGAUGACCCGCAAAUGCCGGGCCUGAUCCCCCUGAUCAAGAAGACCACGCCGAACCGCCCAGUUCUGUACCGAUCCCACAUUCAGAUUCGGAGCGACCUCGUUGCCAAGGCUGGCACGCCACAGGCCGACAUUUGGGACUUCCUCUGGAGCAACAUUCAAGGGUGUGACAUGUUCAUCAGCCACCCGAUUCCUAUCUUCGUCCCCCACACCGUUCCCCGUGAGAAGGUCGUCUAUCUUCCGGCGACUACCGAUUGGCUUGACGGUCUCAACAAGCCUCUCAACCAGUGGGACUCUGGCUACUAUGGCAAUCUCUAUAACGUCGCCUGCCAUACUCAGCGCAUGACGGAACUGAACUGGCCCGCCCGCAAGUACAUCAUCCAGGUCGCCCGCUUCGACCCAUCCAAGGGUAUUCCUACUGUGAUUGACUCGUACGCCGAGUUCCGCCGCCGGUGCGAGAAGGCAAAUAUUGCCGAUGUGCCGCAGCUGGUGGUUUGCGGCAAUGGCUCGGUUGACGACCCGGAUGCCAGCUUGAUCUAUGACCAGACCAUGUCCCAACUCGAGACGUACUACCCUGAUCUCAUUAAGGAUGUCAGCGUGAUGCGCCUGGAUCCCAAUGACCAGCUCAUCAACACGCUCCUUGCCAAUGCCCACGUCGUUCUCCAGCUCUCCACUCGCGAGGGCUUUGAGGUCAAGGUCUCUGAGGCUCUCCAUGCCGGUCGCCCCGUCAUCGUUUCUGCGACCGGCGGAAUCCCUCUUCAGGUCAAGGACAAGGUCAAUGGUUUCCUCGUGAACCCAGGCGACUGGAAGGCUGUUGCCGGUCACCUCAUCGACCUCUUUACUGACAACGAGCUCUGGAAACGCAUGAGCCACGCCGCGCGCACUGGUGUCUCGGACGAGGUUGGCACCGUUGGCAACGCGCUGGCAUGGUUCUACCUCGCGGCCAAGUGGAACGAGGUGGGUGUUGAGAAGCACGGCAAGGGCGGCCUGAAGGGGAACGAGAAGUGGGUCAACGACAUGGCUCGCGAGGAGGCUGGGUUCCCCUACGCCGAUGGUGAGAACUGCCUGCCCAGACAUUUCACCCAGACCAAGGACGUCAAGGAACUCCCUGUCCACCCCAGGCCGGCCGCCUGAGGUGACGUAUGGAAUAUGGUGCGUUUCAUGCUGCUAUCAUUUCCAUACUGCUAUUUCACUUGCAGGUAUAAGGUCGAUACCAUGGGAUGUUUCUGCGGUGCGUAAGAGGUGUUCGCAUUUGGCUCUGAAAAUGGUGUGGUAGGAGAUGAGAUGACGGUUUGUUACGGCCACCAAGGCUAGAGACAGAGGAGUUCUUCCUGGAGCACAAGAGUUGAUGCCUGGAGACUGCCUUGCUUUAGACAGCCAUCCAGACAUAGACUGAGAAUCAGUAACAAGAAAUGUGUCUCGUUCGUCUCAGCACCAUGCACGUGCCUCACCGUGCUGUCGGGUUCCUUGAUAUUGACAUCUUGUGAUGUAGAGAGACAUGCUGGCGUUGAAGGUUUUGAUGGGAAGAGUCUCUGUAACGGAAGAUCAACCAGUGCUACGGGGAAAGCAGUCCUAAGUUGGCCUUUCAGGUCUAAGAAAGGCUAAACAG